GGAGCCCCGGUGGCGCAAGCCGCGCGAAGCAAAGCAGCCCCGGUCCGGUCCCUGCUUGCCCGCCGCGACCGUCUCCCGACCUGGCCCGCAGAGCCGGCGCCCCAGUGGCCCCCGGAACACCUGAAGGCGGACGAGGGAAUCCAUGUUGGGGAACUUGGCGGCGGAGUGACGAGUACCUUGGGACCUGCUGUGGGGCCGCCGCCGGAGUAAGCGCCUCGACCUCGGCCUUAGGAAACCCUUUUCCAAGGAGAAAUGAAGAAGAAAACUGUACAUACCCUAAAUGUGGGCAAUCAGGAGUAUGAAGAUAUGGAAGGCGAAGGAAACAGAGACGACGCUGCUGCCCCUGUUCUGUUAUACAGUGAAGCUGACAGAUGUCCAAUAUGUCUUAAUUGUCUAUUAGAGAAGGAAGUUGGUUUUCCAGAAAAUUGUAAUCAUAUCUUCUGCAUGACCUGUAUUCUUAAAUGGGCAGAGACACUGGCUUCCUGUCCUAUUGAUCGAAAACCUUUUCAGGCAGUGUUUAAAUUCAGUGCAUUGGGAAGUCGCAUUAAGGUUCAAGUAAAAAGACAGUCAAGAAAAACAAAAGACAAGAAAAAUGAAAGCUCUUUUAAGAAACAGCUCUCCUGUCAUGAAAAUUCUAAAAACUGUGUAAGAAAAAAAGCUAUCAUAAGAAAAGAUCUAUUAAGUGCACAAUUUUAUGACUUGACGAUGAUACAUGGAAACUCUUCGUACAGUGAAACACGGGAAAAGAAAAAUGGAACAAUAAAGAUAAAUAAGCCUCGAAGAUCCAACUGUACAAAUCAAUGCUUCAGAAAUUUUUUCUCCAAUAUAUUUUUUUCUAGUAGUCACACUGGAGAAUCUUCCUAUACCCAUAGAGUGUACUGUACAGAAUUUACAGAAGUCAAUGAAAUCAGUGCAGUAAUUAGGCAGAAAAGACAGCAACUGGAAUUGUCAUGGUUUCAUGAUACAUUACCUGGAGUUGGAAGAAAUGACUUUAUGCCCUGGAACAUUGAAACUGAAGUCUUUCCUCUCAUCUCUUCCGUGUUGCCAAGAACUAUAUUUCCAACAAGUACCAUAUCUUUAGAAAAUUUUGGAACUUCUUGCAUGGGAUGUGCAUUAGCACACACUCAAGGAGAAGAGAAGAAGCAGACUUCUGGCGCAUCAAAUACCAGAGGAUCAAGACGAAAACCCGCAGCACCAACUCCUACAAGGAGAUCUACACGUAACACAAGAGCUGAAACAGUCAGUCAGUCUCAGAGGUCCCCAGCAUCGAGUAAUUCUGGAUGUGAUGCCCCAGAUAGCAGUAAUCCAUCUGUAAAUGUUUCAUCUUCAGCCGAGUCAGAAAAGCAAACGAGACAGGCUCCAAAACGGAAAUCUGUAAGAAGAGGGAGAAAACCACCUUUACUGAAAAAGAAAUUUCGGAGCUCUGCACCUCCCCCUGAAAAAUCAUCUUCCAGUGAUUCAGUAGAUGAAGAAACUGCGGAAUCUGACUUGCCACCUGUGUUAGAGAAAGAGCACCAAUCAAACAUGGAAAGUAGUAACACUUGUGCUGUCCAGACAAACGCAGAAAACCAGUCUGUUAAUGACUUGAGGAGUGGCAGUGAGCAUGUAGAAGCAAGUGAGGAACAUAUUGAGAACCAUGAUACAGAGGAAACAGUGAAGGCUUCAUAUUCUGAGUGCUGUACCCAAGAUCCUCCUGUGCUAGUUGGAGAAAACCAAAAACCAAACCCAUUACCAUCAAGCCAAGAGGAGGAAGAAAUUGAAAAGGUUGAGAAUACAGAUACAGAGGAUGACGUUUUGUGUGUAGAAGGUGGUGUUUCUGAAAAAAGAGGUGAUCUAUUGGAAAAUCAAGACCAGAUACCUGGACCAUUAGAAUCAGAGGUAAAAACAGAUAUAUGCACAGAUCAUCCUCCAAAUGAUUUCCUUAAAUGUUCAGGAUCUGAAAUUGAAGUACACCAAAAUGUGUCUAGUCCUGUAGGUGAGUUACCCGAGAAUGCAGAGUCAGCGGUUAACAAAGAAGAAAUUGUAGAGAGUCCCAUAGCAGAAGUUAUUGAUCAUAAAGAUUCUGCAGUAAAAAUAGAACAGCCUUUUGAGAGUCCCAAGGUGGACUCCUCUGAGGGUGAAAAUAUACAAACAGUGGACAGAAAAUCUGUUGAGAGCUCAGAGGUUCAGUUGCUUCAGCAUGUUGAAACUGGAAAUGCAGAAACAAUUGCAGAAUGUGAUAGUUCAGGGAAUGAAAAUUUCAGUAGUACUCAAGACUCUGAAAAUAAUUUAUUAAAAAAUGAUCUUGACAAUACGAAAUCAGACAAAUGUUUAGAAGAAAAGACUGAAUCUGUGGGUGAGCAUCUUACAUCUACAGAUUUGCCUAACACACACACUGAAGGGAUUCAGAAGCAUUUCAGUGAGGACAAUAAUGAGAUGAUACCUAUGGAGUGUGAUUCAUUUUGUAGUGACCAGAAUGAAUCUGAAAUGGAACCAUCUGUAAAUGCUGAUUCAAAGCAAUUGCAUGAAAAUUCUGGGGAGCAUAGUUCUGAAAAUACUGUGCUGCCUUCCGAUCCAGCAGAUGGAAAGGCUGAGGCUGUGUCUCAACCGUCUGAAAGCCCAGUAGAUACAAUAGAUAAAGCCAAAAAGCCUCGCACUCGAAGAUCUAGAUUUCAUUCCCCAUCUACAACUUGGUCUCCCAACAGAGACACUGCACGAGAAAAGAAGCGGUCUCAGUCUCCAUCUCCUAAAAAAGAAACAGGAAAAGAUGGCAGGAAGUCUCGAUCACCAUCUCCUAAGAAAGAACCUGCAAGAGGAAGAAAGAAAUCUCGUUCUCAGUCCCCUAAAAAGGAUAAUGCAAGAGAAAGGAGGCGAUCUGAGUCUCGGUCUCCAAAAAGAGAGAGUAGUACUAGGGAUGGCAAAAAAUCGGAAUCACUGUCCCCAAGAAAAGACAUGUCUAGAGAGAAUAGAAGAUCUCAGUCAAGAGUAAAAGAUUCCUCUCCAAGAGAAAAAUCCAGGUCCCAGAGCAGAGAAAGAGAAAGUGAUAGAGAUGGACAGAGGAGAGAUCGAGAUAGAGAAAGGAGAACCAGAAGGUGGUCUAGGUCCAGGUCUCGUUCUAGGUCACCAUCAAGAUCUAGAACAAAAAGCAAGAGUUCAUCAUUUGGUAGAAAUGAUAGAGACAAUUACUCUCCACGGUGGAAGGAAAGAUGGACAAAUGACGGUUGGAGGUGUCCACGAGGAAACGAUCGGUACAGAAAGAGCGAUCCAGAGAAACAGAAUGAAAAUACAAGAAAAGAGAAAAAUGACAUCAAUCCAGAAGCUGAUGAUCCAAAUUCUGACAAACGCAGAAAUGACUGUCCUAAUUGGGUAACAGAAAAAAUAAAUUCAGGGCCUGAUCCAAGGACCAGAAAUCCAGAAAAGUUAAAAGAUACUCACUGGGAAGAAAACAGAAAUGAAAAUUCAGGGAAUUCUUGGAAUAAAAACUUUGGUUCAGGUUGGAUGUCUAAUCGUGGCAGAGGUAACCGGGGCAGAGGCACUUACAGAGGUGGUUUUGCCUACACAGAUCAGAAUGAAAAUCGGUGGCAAAACCGAAAACCCCUUUCAGGGAAUUCAAAUAGUUCAGGGAAUGAGUCCUUCAAGUUUGUGGAACAGCAGCCCUAUAAACGGAAAAGUGAGCAAGAAUUCCCAUUUGAUACCCCAGCAGAUAGAUCAGGGUGGACAUCUGCAUCUAGUUGGGCUGUGAGAAAGACUCUCCCAGCAGAUGUACAAAACUAUUACUCACGAAGAGGGAGGAACUCUUCAGGUCCACAGUCUGGAUGGAUGAGACAGGAGGAGGAAACAGCUGAACAAGAUUCUAACCUAAAAGACCAAACAAACCAACAAGGUGAUGGUUCUCAGCUACCUAUUAAUAUGAUGCAGCCACCAGUGAAUGUAAUGCAGCAACAAAUGAACGCACAACACCAGCCUAUGAAUAUCUUCCCGUACCCAGUGGGUGUUCACGCUCCUUUGAUGAACAUCCAACACAAUCCAUUUAGCAUUCACCCUCAGCUACCCUUGCAUCUCCAUACAGGAGUGCCUAUCAUGCAGGUAGCUGCUCCUACCAGUGUAUCUCAGGGACUACCACCACCACCCCCCCCUCCCCCCCCAUCCCAACAAGUCAACUACAUUGCUUCACAACCAGAUGGAAAGCAAUUGCAGGGUAUUCCUAGUGCUUCUCAUGUAAGUAAUAACAUGAGUACACCAGUCUUGCCUGCUCCGACAGCAGUCCCAGGAAAUAUGGGAACAGUUCAGGGACCAAGUUCUGGUAAUACUUCGUCAUCAAGUCACAGCAAAGCCUCUAAUGCUGCUGUAAAAUUGGCAGAAAGCAAAGUAAGUGUUACGGUGGAAGCCAGCGCAGAUAGCUCGAAGACAGACAAGAAAUUGCAAAUUCAAGAAAAAGCAGCCCAGGAGGUAAAAUUGGCCAUUAAACCAUUUUACCAAAAUAAAGAUAUCACCAAGGAAGAAUAUAAAGAGAUUGUACGGAAAGCAGUAGAUAAAGUUUGUCACAGUAAGAGUGGAGAAGUAAAUUCUACGAAAGUGGCGAACCUGGUUAAAGCCUAUGUGGACAAAUACAAAUAUUCACGGAAGGGGAGCCAAAAGAAAAGCCUGGAGGAACCUGUGUCCACUGAAAAAAACGUAGGCUGAAAGGAGGAAUGCUGUAAAGGACGCUGUCAGGCUGUCUGCAAAGUGCAAUUUCAACAUGGACUGAAAAUCAUACACAGCUGUGAUUGAAAUUUGGUUUUGAUAAAAUUAUUUUUUUUUAAUGUAGGAUAUAAUGUUUUGUUCUAAAUAAAUAUAGUUGUGCACCGUAACUUCUAUAUCCUUUUUUUCCCCAAAUAAAUGCAAGGGGAAGUAAAGGUUUGAAGGAAUGUGCAUUUUUACUAUGACCAUGUUACAGUGUGGAUGAUGGAAGAUGUAUAGCUUUUUGAUUUGAACAAUGAAGUGCAUAAAUUAGAAACUUUCUAAGUGCACUGGUUUUGGAAGAGAUAUAUAUAUAUUACAUUUAUUCUGUCAGGCUAAAAAAUAAAGUAUAAUCUUUAUGAUUUUUCCCUCUAAUCAUAGAAAUUUAAAUAAUGUAUUAAGAAAAAUAUUUCUAAUAUUAACAGAACAUACCAGUUUCAGGGUUCUUAAUGUGUAUUUUUAAAGAAGCACACAUCUGAGUAGAUUGCUUAGAUAGAAAAUGUUAAUCACAUGAGUAAAACUUAGUGUUCAAAACUUUGGGACACUCUUCACUUAUUGUAUCACCAAAUAAAGGUUAUGCUGCUUGUUUUUC
Messenger RNA from Loxodonta africana (African savanna elephant), 5290 nucleotides. It is a transcript of the gene SCAF11, whose product is annotated as SR-related CTD associated factor 11. Gene Ontology annotation, molecular function: RNA binding. The record is from RefSeq and is a predicted model, not a curated record. Lineage: Eukaryota; Metazoa; Chordata; Mammalia; Proboscidea; Elephantidae. Gene Ontology annotation, biological process: spliceosomal complex assembly. The transcript is spliced from 15 exons. The coding region runs from base 253 to 4662 and encodes 1469 amino acids.